AUGGCAAACUGCUGGGCGAUGCUCCUGCUGAUGGUCGGGGCAGCCAUAGCAAUCCCCACCGUCCCCACGCGACUGAGCUAUGAGCAAGUCCUGGCCUCUGCUGUCAAGACCUAUAACCAGGAGUCAGGCCUGGACAGCGCCUUCCGACUGCUGGAAGCUGAACCUCAGCAGGACUGGGAUUCUUCUGCUCAGGCUGUCCAGCCACUGAAGUUCUCCGUUAAAGAGACGGUGUGCCAGGCGACGGAGAGCUCUGACAUUGACCAGUGUGACUACAAAGACGAUGGGCUUGACCAAGACUGCUCUGGGUUCUUUUCCACUGCACAGAGCCCGCCACUGAUUGUAGUCCAGUGUGAAGACGUGGACCAGGAGUUGGAGCGGAUCACAAGGGGCCGUUUUAAAAAAUGGAAGAAGAAAUGGAAGAAGAAACUUCGCAAAGUCCUAAAGAAGCAAGGUCCAAGCAUCGCUGUGGGCGCCUUUACUGGCUAG
Molecule: messenger RNA, 486 nt
Organism: Euleptes europaea (tarantolino)
Lineage: Eukaryota; Metazoa; Chordata; Lepidosauria; Squamata; Sphaerodactylidae
Product: cathelicidin-2-like
Exons: 4
Coding region: 1-486 (161 amino acids)
Biological process (GO): defense response to Gram-negative bacterium; defense response to Gram-positive bacterium; innate immune response
Cellular component (GO): extracellular region
Molecular function (GO): lipopolysaccharide binding
Source: RefSeq, a predicted model, not a curated record